Molecule: messenger RNA, 530 nt
Organism: Guyanagaster necrorhizus
Lineage: Eukaryota; Fungi; Basidiomycota; Agaricomycetes; Agaricales; Physalacriaceae
Exons: 5
Coding region: 69-272 (67 amino acids)
Source: RefSeq, a predicted model, not a curated record
CAUCAACCCUGGUGUACCUUCAAGUUCAGCCCAGCUCGCCGGAUAGGCGUGGUUACAAAUCAGUCUCAAUGCGGCAUCAUAUCAACAUAGAUGCCAUGAAGUCCAGGAUUCAAGGGUACUUACAAGACGAUACCCUUUCUCUUCAUUCCCCUGCCUCAUUAUCUAACCAUGUGGGUGGAUUCAUCGCUGCACCGUGGACUUUUGCUCCGCGUGGCUUGGGCAUCGGUGUGAGAUGGCUGUACCCGACAAUUCAAGGAACUAUCCGAUUUUAAGAUGCGCUCAGAGGUAGCCACAAUGAAUUACGUGAAGAAGCAAAGAACCAUCCCGGUCCCGGAUGUUCUGGUCUAUGAUCCCCACUAGGACAGAAAGGUCGGCGGAGAAUGGAUGCUAAUGAAAUAUAUUGACGGUGACAACUCCGCGCGUCUGUGGAGGUCUCUUACGGAUGAUCAGCGGGAGACGUUGUGUAUAUCUGUAGCAGACACAUGGUCCAACUUCUUCGAUUACGCUUCAAAUACAUCGGGAGCAUAUAC